Molecule: messenger RNA, 1847 nt
Organism: Trichoplusia ni (cabbage looper)
Lineage: Eukaryota; Metazoa; Arthropoda; Insecta; Lepidoptera; Noctuidae
Product: RAB6A-GEF complex partner protein 2-like
Exons: 6
Coding region: 240-1397 (385 amino acids)
Biological process (GO): retrograde transport, endosome to Golgi
Cellular component (GO): Golgi membrane; Ric1-Rgp1 guanyl-nucleotide exchange factor complex
Source: RefSeq, a predicted model, not a curated record
CACACAUACUUUUGUGUUCAAAGUCAUCUGUCAAAAAUGUAAUUCUGAAUUGUGUCUGGUCUCACAUCAUCAAUAUUUAGCAGAGCAUUACAGUGUGUGAUUACAUUACUGCUUUACACGAAACUAUAUUAAAAAUACAUUUAUUUAAAGCUUUAGUCUUAGUGUUAUAGAAACUUUCUUCAAAUGAUCAUAAAUAAAUAAAUUAUUAUUAUUAAUAGGCUGUGAUAUAAAUCUUGAAAAUGAUUGAGCUAUCAGCAAAGUUAACAACUGGCACAGUUUACUUAGCUGGAGAGGCUUUAGAAUGCUGCAUAUCCUUUUGUUAUACUGCUCAACCAGAACACAGGAACUCACAAAGUCACUGUGAUGCCUUAGAAAACUUAGCAUGGGCCUCAGCACAGAUCCAUUGUUUCUACUCCACAUCAAAGAACACUGGUGAUAAGACUCCAACAAUUGGGAAGACAACCUCUUUAGAAGUGACCUCCUGUGAUAUUGGAGAUGUUGUGUUUCAUACUAAACCUAAAAUACUCUUCUGUGAUUUGACUAUUCCUUUAGGGGAGACUAAAACAUUCUGGUAUAGAGAAUCAUUACCAAUAGAAGCACCACCAUCAUACAGGGGUACAUCCGUCAAAUACUCCUAUAAAAUCACGAUAGCCACCCAGAAAGUUGGCUCCCACAUCAAAAUGGUCAGGAUUCCAUUCCGAGUGCUACCCAUCAGUCCAAUCAUGAAUGUUCAGGAUUUAGCAGCUUUAUGCGGCAAUGAGACUACAGAAGAACUUCAGCCAACUAACCCAUUUUCUGAAGAAAGGAAGGUUGAAACACCUUUGACAAUGGCAUUACAGGUUUUACAGAAUCUCACGGCUAGAAGAAGUCCCAACUCAUACAUGAUAACGAACACUAGAGGGAAGGUGGGCCGCUUCUGCCUGUUCAAGUCGGCGUACAAGUUGGGCGAAGACAUCGUCGGCACGUUUGACUUCUCUGUCGGCACUGUUACUUGUAUGCAGGUGUCAGUGUCACUACAACCCGAGGAAGUAAUAAAAUCCAAGUCUCCAGCUAAGAACGUUAACAAGGAUACGAGCAGCAGAUCCAUGACGGUAGCGAGAUACCAUGAGGUGACGCUAGGACUGACGCAGUCACAGCUGAUCCUGCCGAUACCUCUGCAUAUCACACCGGCUUUUGAAGUUGAUGAUGUAUCACUAAGUUGGCGUCUACACUUCGAAUUUGUGACUACAAAUGAGAAACUGCUACCAAAUCCAGAGGAUAAGGAUUGGACGGCGCCUCUUAACGUGCCUAUAGAGACCAUGGUGUGGAACUUACCUGUCAAGAUAUACUCAACACUGCCCAAGCAGAUCACACAGCAUUCUAUUGUAAAUGAUGCUUAUACCAUGUAUAUAAAAUGAUAAUUUAUGUAAAGAUGAGGGUUAAAGGAUUUCAAUGAGGUUUUAGAAAAAGUUUUGUAUGAGGAAGGAAUGUAAAGGAUACCAAAAUUAAUUACAGAUUGUUGUUGUAUCGUGAUGCUGUCAUAACAAAUAUGAAAUCAACACAGUUUAAUAACACCUGUAAUUGGUAUGGUUUCUGGCACAAGGUGGCCUAGAUUGGUACUUGUAAUGACUUUCCUCCAGCUGGUAUAAUAUAGUGGAAUUUACAGUUUAGAGAAAAUUAUGUAAUUAUAUUCCAAGUCUGUGUUUUUAUGUGGAAGUGAAAUAUUUGUUAAUAUAUGUAUUCAGGUAUAUUCUGUAACUUUAGAUUUAAAUAAGUGAUAAGUAGUUGUAUUAUUCAAAUAAGCAAUAAACAAAAAGAUGUAUAUAUUUACAAAAUAUUUAUUAAAAUAAUUAAUAUACUUAAAAAUA